Oryzias latipes (Japanese medaka) is the source of this 6225-nucleotide messenger RNA. It is a transcript of the gene fbxl4, whose product is annotated as F-box and leucine-rich repeat protein 4. The record is from RefSeq and is a predicted model, not a curated record. Gene Ontology annotation, biological process: SCF-dependent proteasomal ubiquitin-dependent protein catabolic process. Gene Ontology annotation, molecular function: protein binding. NCBI's taxonomy places the organism in Eukaryota, Metazoa, Chordata, Actinopteri, Beloniformes, Adrianichthyidae. Gene Ontology annotation, cellular component: SCF ubiquitin ligase complex.
UUAUCCUGAAAGUCGCAUCAGAAGGUAAACGACAGGAAUGGUUGUUUGCAAGCUGAAAUAGCUGGAAAAAGAUUUGGAAGAGAAGAGGAGAGCUCCUCAUGAAUGGAAAUCUCGACCCACGUUUACUGUCAUGCAUGCACCCAGCCAUCUAGCCUGUGCUUUGUGCACCCCCAAGCCUUUAGGACAAUGCAGUAGCAGUAGUUGGAGGCUCUUCCUCCUUUUAAUCUCAGUUUCUCCUCUCUGCCCCCAUCCGUCCCACACUUCCCUAUGUUAACCCUCUUGAGCAUGUUUUACUAUAUAUGUCUGCGGCGGCGCUCCAGGAGUGGGACUCGAGGAGAGGCCCUGAACAGCCGGCGCGCCGUGGAGUCUGGUCAGAGGGCGGUGCUACCAGUCAGCGUGGAGGUUGAGCAGUAUGCCAAGGAGGUUUUGGACUUCAGCUCCCAUUAUGGCAGUGAAAAUAGCAUGUCCUAUACCAUGUGGAACUUGGCUGGGGUGCCCAAUGUCUACCCCAGCUCAGGGGACUUCACCCAGACUGCAGUGUUCAGGACCUAUGGGAAAUGGUGGGAACAGUGUGCCAGUGCUCCACUACCUUUUCGUCGCACACCUGAAGGUUUCUACAGUCAGGAUUACAUAGAACUGGGCUUUGAGGAGCCGGUCUACCCCACAGCAGUCGAAGUGUUUGAGACCUAUUACCCCGGAGCCAUUGUGCAGAUUCUGGCUUGCUCUCACAACCCAUUCUCUCAGAACCCAGCAACCGACGUCAGGUGGGAGGUGUUGUGGUCAGGGGAGCCCACGAAGGUGCUGACCCCCCACGCACGGCAGUUUUCCCCAAAAAUCAAGCACAUCAACUUCCCCACAAAUCUGCUCCGCCUUGAGGUCAACAGCUCUCUGCUGGACUACUACACUGAGCUAGAUGCUGUUAUCCUGCGUGGGGUGAAAGAGAGGACCAUGCUGGCGCUUUAUAAGAUACCCCACAUCGACAUAAGUGACCUGAGUGACAGUGAGGAGGAGCUGGGUGACGCUGGAGGCCCUUUCAGGCAAGGAGACGGCAAGCACCAGAGGACCGGCAAUGGGUACUUUGACAAACUGCCUUAUGAGCUCAUCCAGCUGAUACUGAGCCACCUGACCCUGCCAGACCUCUGCCGUCUGGCUCAGACCUGCAAGCUGCUGCACCAGCACUGCUGCGACCCGCUGCAAUACACCCAGCUGAGUCUGCAACCCUACUGGUCCCGGCUAAAUGACGCUUCCCUGGGACACCUACAGAGCCGCUGCACCCUCCUCCAGAGGCUCAACCUGUCCUGGACCGGCAACCGUGGAGCCUUUACUCUGACAGGCUUCAGCAGUUUUCUGAAGGCCUGUGGUCAAAGCCUGGUCUGCCUGGAACUGUCAUGCUGUCACUUCCUGAAUGAAGCCCGUCUGGAGGUCAUCUCUCAGGCUUGUCCUGACCUGCAGGAGCUAAAUCUGUCCUCCUGUGACCGCCUCCACCCACAGGCCUUCACACACAUCUCUAAACUCACACAUCUCCGCAGGCUGGUGCUCUACCGCACUAAGAUAGAGCAAACGGCCAUCCUGAGCAUCCUGACUUUCUGCGUAGAGCUGAGACAUCUCAACCUGGGGAGCUGUGUGAGGAUCGAUGACUAUGAUGUUGUAGCCAGCAUGUUGGCCACGCGCUGUCGCUCCCUGCGCUCUGUGGACUUGUGGCGCUGUAGAAACCUGACUGACCGAGGCCUCAAUGAGCUCGUUUCUGGUUGCAGGAUGCUGGAGGAGCUGGACCUGGGCUGGUGUCCCACGCUGCAGAGCAGCACCGGUUGUUUCCAGCAGCUCGCCCGCAGUCUGCCUCGACUCCGAAAGCUCUUCCUCACUGCCAACCGCACCGUCUGUGACUCUGACAUAGAGGAGCUGACUGCCUGGUGUCCCUCCCUGCAGCAUCUCGACAUACUCGGCACACGGUUGGUGAGUGCUGCCUCUCUGAAGAAACUCCUUCAGGCUUGUCCUAAACUUCUUCUCCUGGACAUCUCCUUCUGCUCCCAGAUAGACAUGCAGGUCGUCCAAGAGCUGUCCAGCCUCUUCCCCAAUGUUUUCAUCAAGAAAAGUUUUACUCAGUGACUCCACAGUCCCCUUUCUUUCUGCCACGAGGCAAGCGGAGGAAAGCUUGCUACCCAACAGAUGCUGCCCCAAAAUAAGGUGGAGGCGGGUCAGAGGAGAUGAAGAACCUGCACCACAGACAAAGUCUUCUGUUAGACAGCAAACAAUAAGGUUGUUCUAAGUUAAAUAGCUUUUGGAGGAUUGUACUGACUGAACACAAACAGCUUAGCCCUCUGGGUGUAGGCUGAGACUUUUUAAAAUAAGUUAAAGUAAAGCCACAGUUUGUUUUGCUUGCAUCUCAUACCAAUGUAAGGAGUUAUUUUUGUUCUGUUCCAACUGUUCUGGCCUCACGUAUUCAUCUCACAAAGGUUUAUUCCUUUCGCUUAGUGCCUUCUUAAACAUUGGUAAAACAUGAAUUAAUGUUGGCCCUAUCAUUUUAAGAAGUCACCAUUCUUCCACUAUUGUGCAUAAAUUUCAAGACGUGAUUGAAAACAAAACCUUUUUUACAGUUUUCCAGUGGUUGUGGUCUUAACUUUGGCUCAGAUUACUGACCUGUACAGCUCUGCUUAUAGCAGCUGGUUUCAGGGCUUUGACUGAGCCUCUGCAUUCAUCACUUCUUCUAAAAUGGUAGAUUAUUUCAUACUAGAUCUGCACUCCAAUGCAAACUUACAUUUGAAUAGAAAUACACUCAAAGUUUUUCAUCCUAUAAGAAAGAGACGGCAGACUUUCUUCCCUCAGAGCUUUCAGAUUUCUGCUUUGCUUUAAGCCGCCUCGGGUAGUUGGUGGACUUUUUAAAAAUGAUUAUUAGUCGUUUGCACAGAGAACUUCUGGCAAAGAUGGUCUAAUCUUUAAAGUAAUUCAGGUAAAAGUCAUAUUUUGUUAAAACAAUAAUAAUUAUGAGAACAAAGAGUUUUUCUUUUUUUAUUCUUGACAGCUGAAAAAGUUUUCUGUAGCACAUGAGAAGCAAAUAGUAAAAAUGUUGUAAAUGAUUCGUUUGAAAUUCUGCAGCUCAUUUAAAAAGAAAAAAAAAUGAAACAAAAGAAAAACAAAGUUAGAACAUUGUGUUGACGCUUUUCUUUUGUCUUUGAGUAAAACAUAAACUUAAAACAUGAAACAUUGGAACUAAAUUCCUUCUCUGGAGCUUUUUUCUGGUAUUGCAAUUAAUCCGGUUAGACUUUUCCUUAAACACACACACCCACGCACACGGACAAACACAUUGAAAUAUUGCUUGCUCUGGUGACUUUUCCUUCUUGUCUGUGGGAAGAUAAACUUUUCCACAUGAUCACCACUCAUGCUUUCAGCUGCAAAGGUGAUGUUCCAACUUUAGUUUAGCCUCGAUUUCUGUUGCUGCGCUCCCUGCUUAUUCAGAAGAGACGUCUGCUGGGACUGUGUUCUCUUUGUCCUUUAGGGUUUCUGUGUUCACACUACCUGUCCACCUUUUCAACAUGACAGUGGGCCUAUGAUUAGAAAUUACAACACGUACAUUUUUACAGCCCUUUGAUAUUCCACUGACUCCUGUUUCUCCUUGGUUGGACUUCAUUUCUGCUUUGUCAGCGUUCUUCGCCCUCGCUCUCCCGCCCGUACGCUCAUCUUUCAUAAUCUUCCUGUUUUGUUUGUACUUGCUCAAAAUCUGAGACCAGGUUAACUGAAAACAGCAAAUAUCUUUUGCAGAUCUGAAGAAAUUGUAUCCCUUUUGUCUUUGUUGUAACAGACAGAUCUCCUGUUGAGGUCGGGUUAGCUGUCAGUCAUCACUUCAAUUCCUUACAGUCUGAAAGAGUUCUCCCUUACCUGAAGCCUCAUUUACAUGGUACACCUGUGCAGGUUUAUAAAGACAAAUGACAGAGGGACUCCUUUAGUCGUUUUUUUUUCCGUUUUUUUUUAGAAAUAUUUUUCUGGGUUGUAUUAAGACCGCUUCACCAAACCGUUGUAGACGAGUGAAACUAUUUUAUUUAGGUUACAACCUUAAAGCAUUAAGUUUAUAGUUUUUCUAAAGCAUUUUCUCUGCUCACUUUAGAAGUGUGCACUCUCAUCUUCAAAGAUGAUCAAUUGAAGAAAUGUUAAAUGUUAAUUUAGGCCUGUUUGGAAGAAUUUAAAAAUAAGAGUGGAUUCUUUUUAAAAUGUUGUUGGUCCAAGCCUGUUCCAUUCAAGCCUGGGUUGGUCAUUUAUUACACAUUGUGUUGUGUAAAGCCUCACAGUCUAAAGCUAACCGUAAAUUCUGGGGCUCAAACUGCAGACGUAAAGAUGAAGAAACACCUUCAGCUGCUGUAGCACUAAAAUGCAUUGAUGACACAUUUCUAAAACCUUGUACAGCAGAAAACAUAAAUAGGUCUUUUACCAGUCAAUAGAAAAGCAGAAAUAAGACACAUUUGAAGUUUGAAUCAAUUGGUCUUGGUGUGAUUGUCUUACUUGGAAAUAUUUUAGUCAAAAAAUGCGCCUUUUGCAGUCUUGAAUGGUUUUCAGCUGUGUAGGUGUUGUUACCACAUUUCAGGAGAACGUUUUGGUUUACAUUCUUGGGUGUUUCUGCCUUUAAAAGUCCAGUCCAUUUUGUUGAGUUGACUUUUCUCAAACUUUAGCUUUUCCACUUGCUGUACUCCGGUUCUUUCCCUGAAUCAUCUUUUCACUGAUUUGACCUUUUUUCUUUCAUAAUGAGAAUCCCUCAAGCAUGAUUAAACUGUGUUGUCCUUUAGGAAAAAGGGUUUUGUUUUUGGUGCCAGGGUCAUUUCAUUUUUGUGCGUCUUUAGGUGCAGGACUAUCAGCGUGUUGUGUAGUAUUUUUGCAUCAAAAUAACCAAAGUCUUUGCGUAAUUGGAAAACUUGAUUUCUCUUAAACAACAUAAAGAAGUGAGGAGUUGUUAGUGAUUUUACCUUCUUUAAAUUGGCAUUUCGGUUCAAACAGGGUUUAUAAUGAAGGCUCUGGUUAUAUUAGAAGUUAUCCAGAUAUUCUGAAAUGAUUUGCACUCAUAUUGCAAAUGAUUUUCAUUUUGUAUUGUGUAGUAAAAACCUGUGAUGUUAACUGAGGGCAGCAUGUGACCGCUGUUACCUCAGUGUCUGGUGGUCAACUCAGGGUUUGUACAGGCGCAUCCUCCUCACACAGAAUGCUUCACAACAACACAAAGGACAUCUCUGGAGUGCAGCUCGCUGUAAACUCAAACUAACACUGCAGGAACUGAGACAAAGGAGAAAUCCUUUCACAUUUGUUGUAGUGCAUCAGAAAAUAUCUUGCUGCUGGUGAAUAAGUGUUCCAACUUGGUCUUUUUUCUCUUUGAAACAUUUUGAGUUUAAUGUUCAUGUUUGUAAAUAUUUGUGCCUUAUGCUGCUGAAUGUGGUGAUGUAGAUUGUUGUGGUUUGCAGAGCUUGUACGUUCCUUCACCAAAGUACAUUUACAGUCAUGUGUCACAGUCAGAAAUGGAUCUGUUCAUUUGCCAUAUAUUGUACAUCAGACAAGUGGACUCGUAUGCAAUGAUAUAUAUUUCUUUAGUCUCUGCUCCUGUGGUGUCCAGGUUUUCUCCUGAUUAUGCAGUGAUGGUUUGAAUUCCUGUUUAUGGAACCUUAACUGUACAGUUUUUGAGGUUGUAUGUGAUUAAGAGUUUAAGUUCCUUAUUUUCCUUGACUUUAUUGACUCAGAGUCCUACAGUCAAACCGUGAGUUUGCCUAAUGAUCUAAUGCGUGAAACACCCCAUUAAGAUUACAUUUCAUCUCAAUUUUUUUUUUUAGGGUUGAGAAGUAUUUAAGUCACUUCCGACCUGCAGCCCCGGGGCAUAAUAAUGGGGCAGAAUGGACAGCAGUGCCUCCCUCAGAUGAUGCAAUUCUCACUAAAGCUGCAGCAGGUUGUGAUUGUUUCAUAUCUGUGCAGCACAUUUUUCUGGCCUAUCUGAAAAAUCCAGGAAGUCACCUCAGCGAGAUUCACAUAGAAGUGCUGCAGUGAUGCCGGGGAAACGCCAGCAUGAAGGACAGCCUGAUGGUAGCUGUCAGAAUCAAAGUGUUUGUGGGGAGAAGCUGCUGGGGUUCUUCUUGCUCCUCUGUAAUCAAUAUGCACUCUGGUCAUGUGAUGAACCUCUGUGGCGUGCUUGGGCAGGACGUUUUGUUAUGUCUUUCCCACAACGACACAGGGUUUUUAAAUAAAGUGAAAGCUGAUGACUGA